AUGCUGUCACACAUGACUGCGAGAACUCCCGUCUAUCCCACCGCACCGACACAGAUUCCGAACUGCUUCAAUCCAUUCUAUCUGUCUAUGCUGCUCACAUGGUUACGGACCGCCGCCAGUGGUAUGGUUUCGAAUGGUGAAAAAAAUCGAUCCCCUCCAAAUCGAACUGAAAUGACUGGACCUGUGGGGUUUCAUGUGGCACCAGAGAAUCGCCCUCAUCCGACAAAUGAGCCCCGUUUUUAUCCGAACAAUCUGUACAUUACACAUACACGACGACAAACGGAACAGCGCGAAUUUGAUUCAUUUUAUCAAUCCGUUACAGAACCACGCGUCUCACUCGGAUCAUCACCUACAAUCCAGAAUAAUUUGUCUGCCAGCGCCUAUCCCAAUUCUUCUCCGUCCACCUGUUCACUCCCGCCUAUUUCCAAUACCCCGACGACCAGUCCACGAGUCCCGAACAUGAAUUUGAGCCAAAACAUGCGAUGCGAAUCAUUCCAGACGGAAGUGAGACCGCGAACGACCGAUCCGCCAUUGCUCAGUCUAACCGCACUGACACAACAAUUGACACAGUCGGCCAAAUCGUUUGCCUCGAUGACCAGUGCAUUCCAACCGUUUCCGCGGAUUCCCCCCACACGAUCGUCUGAGAUGAAUCGGUUGAACGGAAAUCGUAAUCGUAUCCCCACGACACUGACAACGAUCAAUUCGAAAUCCGAUCUAGGCGGGGGUGGUGGUGGUCGUGGUGGUGGUCCGGCAUUCUCAUCGAAACCCGUGCCAACAGUCGGGCCUCGUUCCACGGUGGCUUCACGAGUCCGCAAUGUGGAGGGCGCGAAAGGAUUCGAUUUCAAAAAUCUGGUCCAGUCCUGUUUAGAAUCGGACAAUGAACGAGAUGAACGGGGUCACCGACCCGAUGCGAAUGGAAAUUUCAGUGUCCUGGACAAGCCUAUUCCCGUGACCGUCCGAUCUAUGCAGCGACUGAAAACCAAAUUGGACAGUAUACCAAAGAACAAGAAAGAUAAGGUUGUCCCGAGCACACGUCGACGACCUCGAAAACAAUAUAUCUGUCGAUUUUGUUUACGUCAAUUUACAAAAUCAUACAAUUUGCUAAUCCACGAACGAACUCAUACGAAUGAACGACCGUUCCCGUGUGAUGUGUGUGGCAAGGCGUUCCGCAGACAAGAUCAUCUGCGCGACCAUCGUUUCAUUAUAUUUAUCAUCUAUAUUAAUGCUUUAGGUAUGGACAAUAAUUCAUCUCUUGCCUACUUCGGUCUACGUAGUGUCUACGCUGCAUGA
This is a messenger RNA of Echinostoma caproni, 1290 nucleotides long. The record is from the annotation of a GenBank genome assembly. NCBI's taxonomy places the organism in Eukaryota, Metazoa, Platyhelminthes, Trematoda, Plagiorchiida, Echinostomatidae.